AUGAGGAGGGCAGCUCUGAUGGUUUGGAUAAGCCUUCUGGUGCAAGUGUCCCACUGCGCUCAGGGUCAUUAUGCCCACAAACUCCUGAAUGACCUGAUGGAGAACUACUCCAAUGCUCUGAGACCUGUAGAGGACACGGACAAAGCCAUCAACGUCUCGCUGCAGAUCACACUGUCACAGAUCAAAGACAUGGAUGAGAAAAACCAGGUGCUGACCACCUACCUGUGGAUCAGGCAGGUUUGGCAUGACGCCUACCUGAGGUGGAAUAAAGAAGACUACGAUGACUUAGAGAUGAUCAACAUCCCCAGUGAAAUGGUUUGGAAGCCGGACAUCGUCCUUUACAACAAAGCAGAUGACGAGUCAUCAGAACCGUCUAACACCAACGUGAAGCUGCGUUAUAAUGGGGAGAUUGUUUGGGACUCUCCGGCCAUCACAAAGAGCACAUGUAAUGUAGAUGUCUCCUACUUCCCUUUUGACUGGCAGUCAUGCAAUCUUACCUUUGGCUCCUGGACGUACAAUGGCAACCAGCUGGACAUCAGUUUAGGGAUGGACAGCGGCGACUUGGAGGACUUUGUGGAUAAUGUGGAGUGGGAGUGUCACGGCAUGCCUGCGGUCAGGAAUGUCAUGAUGUACGGAUGCUGCUCGGACCCUUACACAGAAAUCACCUACACCCUGCUCCUGAAGCGCCGCUCCUCUUUCUACAUCUUCAACCUGCUCCUGCCCUGCUUCCUAAUCUCCUUCCUGGCUCCUCUGGGAUUCUACCUGCCGGCCGACUCGGGGGAGAAGGUCUCCCUGGGGGUGACGGUGCUGCUGGCACUCACUGUGUUCCAGCUGUUGGUGGCUGAGAUCAUGCCUCCUGCAGAAAACAUGCCCUACAUAGGGAAGUAUUACAUCGCCACGAUGACUAUGAUCACUGCCUCCACUUCCCUCACCAUCUUCAUCAUGAACAUCCAUUUCUGUGGUGCCGAGGCCAAACCGGUCCCACACUGGGCGAAGGUGCUAAUCAUCGACUACAUGUCCAAGAUUUUUUUUGUUUACGAAGUCGGGGAAAACUGCACGACUCCAGAGGGUGAGAAGAGUCCGUUGUACCCAGAGGAGCCCAUGGGAGAAAAGGGAUGCUACUAUGAUGACAGCAUCCACGGUGGCUUCUACCAUCAGGAGACGCCGUACAAGUACAGCAACGGCCAAGCCGGACAUCAUCACAACAAGCCUUACAAAAGCCAAGCAAACGGCAGCACCAGCCGCAAAUAUCACCACCACAACAACCAGAACCACCAUGCUUCCAGGCUGGAGAGGGGAGAGACAAACCACCACAUCAGGAGGGACGAACUGGACUACCAGAGCCCUCCACAUCCGAGAAACCUCCAGCACCUGAACGGGGCGCCUAAAGAGCCGAGUCUCUACCCAUUUGAGAAAUAUCAAGUCCCAGCGUGCCCCUGCUGCUGCCCCUGCCUCCAACACAAACAGGUGGUGAAGAACAUUCAGUACAUCGCCAACUGCUUCCGUGAGCAGAGAGCAACGUGUGUCAAGGUGGCAGAGUGGAAGAAGGUCGCCAAGGUGAUGGACCGAUUCUUCAUGUGGAUCUUCUUCAUCAUGGUCUUCCUCAUGAGCAUCCUCAUCAUCGCCAAGGCAUCCUGACAGCUUCUCUACUCUUUUCCUACAGCAAGCAUCCUCCAGCAUCUCUGGGCUUCGG
Messenger RNA from Nematolebias whitei (Rio pearlfish), 1693 nucleotides. It is a transcript of the gene chrna9a, whose product is annotated as cholinergic receptor, nicotinic, alpha 9a. Gene Ontology annotation, molecular function: acetylcholine-gated monoatomic cation-selective channel activity; transmembrane signaling receptor activity. The transcript has 7 exons. Gene Ontology annotation, cellular component: postsynaptic membrane; synapse; neuron projection. Gene Ontology annotation, biological process: nervous system process; signal transduction; chemical synaptic transmission. NCBI's taxonomy places the organism in Eukaryota, Metazoa, Chordata, Actinopteri, Cyprinodontiformes, Rivulidae. The record is from RefSeq and is a predicted model, not a curated record. The coding region runs from base 1 to 1638 and encodes 545 amino acids.